This is a messenger RNA of Colletotrichum chrysophilum, 1773 nucleotides long. RefSeq lists its product as uncharacterized. The transcript has 2 exons. Gene Ontology annotation, biological process: secondary metabolite biosynthetic process. Lineage: Eukaryota; Fungi; Ascomycota; Sordariomycetes; Glomerellales; Glomerellaceae. Gene Ontology annotation, molecular function: oxidoreductase activity, acting on CH-OH group of donors; flavin adenine dinucleotide binding. The record is from RefSeq and is a predicted model, not a curated record. Bases 1 to 1773 code for a protein of 590 amino acids.
AUGAUGUUCUCCAAGGCUUGGCCAGCAGCUGUCCUGCUGUUUGGUGUCACUUCGGCCCAGGACAAGACUUACGACUAUGUCAUUGUAGGAGGAGGUACCGCUGGAUCAGCUCUAGCAACACGCUUGAGUCUAGGCCUGCCGGAUGCCCAGAUCUUGCUUCUUGAAGCCGGCCCAUCUGCCCUCGAUGAGCUCCGCAUCAACGUCCCUGGUCUACGAGGCUCCAUUCUGGGAACGAACUUUGACUGGAACUUCACUACGGUUGAUCAGAGCGGUCUCGGUGGUCGCCAGAUCCUCGUGAACCGCGGCAAAGUCUUGGGUGGCUCAUCAGCCAUGAACUACCUCUGCUAUGACCGUGCUUCGUCCCCGGAGUACGAAUCAUGGGCUGAGAUGGGCAGCGAAGGAUGGACUUGGGACGUCAUGAUUGAUGCCAUGACCAAGUCGGAGAACUUCACCGGUUCAGACAAGGAUACUCGCGGUCGCGCCGGUCCCAUCCGUAACACGUACAACCGCGUCAUAUAUGAUGUACUCAACACAUGGCAGCCGGCCGGCAGCGAGCUUGGUCUUCCUAUCAACGAGGAGGGCAACAUGCACGGCAAUCCCAUCGGCAUCAUGUUCCAGGGCACCAACAUCAACAACGUCGACUACAGCCGCUCUUACAGUGCGAACAGCUACUUGCCUCUCGCCGGCUCUAACCUCGUUGUUCAGACGAGUGCUCAGGUUGUCAAGGUUAAUCUCGAGAAGGCCUGUGAAACUGAGUAUGUCGCCACCGGCGUUACGCUCGCUGAUGGGAGUGUUAUUAAUGCUACCAAGGAAAUCAUUCUCUCCGCCGGUUCUGUGCAGAGCCCUGGUCUCCUCGAGCUUUCUGGUAUCGGACAAACUGCCGUUCUUGAGGCUGCUGGAGUAACACCUUUGGUUGACCUUCCUGGAGUUGGCGAGAACUACCAAGACCACAUCCGCACCUCCAACGUGUACCGUCUCAAGGAUGGCAUCGACUCAUUCGACAACCUCAUUUUUGACGCCAACGGAGAGAAUGCCACCGCUGAGCUCCAAAAAUGGAUCGAUGGAGAGGUCUCUCUCUACGACUACACCUCGGCUGCCUACGGCUUCUUGAACUGGGGCCAAGUCGACAGCCAAGCUCAGGCCGACAUCACAGCUCUUGCCGAGAGUGCCGUCGGCGCUAGCACUAACCCCAUCGACAAGAAGAAGCUCGAGUUCCUCAAGAACGACGCUGUUCCGGACUACGAGCUCAUCUUCGAGGCCAACCACGUCGGUGCCGCUGGGUACCCUGGCUCUGGCAAGUUCAUCACGGUUUUCAGCACUGUUAUGCAUGCUCUCAGCCGCGGAAAUGUGCACAUCGACCCGGCCAACCCGACAGGCAAGCCGAUCAUCGACCCCAAAUACCUCAGCAACGAACACGACAUCAGGGCUGCAGCGGAGGGCGCCAAGUUUGCGCGCAAGAUCGCCGAGACGGGCCCUAUCUCUGCGAUGUGGGAGGCCGAGACUGAGCCAGGCCCAGAUAUCCAGACCGAUGAGAAGUUCAGCGAGUUCGCAGUCAACACGGUCAACAGCUUUUACCAUCCUGUUGGCACUUGCUCUCUGCUGCCUCGAGAUGACGGUGGUGUUGUAGAUGCCGAUCUUAAGGUGUAUGGAACUACUAAUUUGCGCGUGGUGGACAAUAGCAUCAUUCCCAUCAUUCUCUCUGGUCACAUCCAGACGGCUGCGUAUGGAAUUGCAGAGAUUGCCGCUGCAAAGAUCAUUGCCCAAUCAGGCUAA